Molecule: messenger RNA, 1216 nt
Organism: Oryza brachyantha (malo sina)
Lineage: Eukaryota; Viridiplantae; Streptophyta; Magnoliopsida; Poales; Poaceae
Product: ras-related protein RABA1f
Exons: 2
Coding region: 234-884 (216 amino acids)
Cellular component (GO): endosome
Molecular function (GO): GTP binding; GTPase activity
Source: RefSeq, a predicted model, not a curated record
AAACUCGGGGGAGAAACCGAAGACAGAUCGAUCGAGCCGCAGCAGCAGCAAGCCACCCCGCGUCCGCGUGCGAAAAACGCUCUCCGCCCUUGCUCCCAUCCCAUCCGCGCUCCUCCUCCUCCCCUUCGGCUCCGCCCCUCGCUGCGUGCGCGCGCCGGUGUCCCGCCCGCCGGCGGCGAGAAGGAAGAGGGGGGAACGAGUGAGAGAGAGAGAGAGGCCGGGCCUGCCGGGCGAUGGCGUACAGGGCGGACGACGACUAUGACUACCUCUUCAAGGUGGUGCUCAUCGGGGACUCCGGCGUGGGGAAGUCGAACCUCCUGUCGCGGUUCACGCGCAACGAGUUCAGCCUCGAGUCCAAGUCCACCAUCGGCGUCGAGUUCGCCACCCGCAGCAUCCACGUCGACGACAAGGUCGUCAAGGCUCAGAUCUGGGACACCGCCGGACAAGAGAGAUACCGGGCUAUCACAAGUGCAUACUAUCGUGGAGCAGUAGGGGCACUCGUUGUCUAUGAUGUCACACGACAUGUCACCUUUGAAAAUGUGGAGAGGUGGAUGAGGGAGCUCAAGGAUCACACGGAUGCCAACAUCGUGAUCAUGCUUGUGGGGAACAAGGCGGAUUUGCGCCACCUUAGAGCUGUCUCGACCGAGGAUGCUAAAGCAUUUGCUGAGAAAGAGAACACUUUCUUCAUGGAGACGUCUGCCCUGGAGUCAAUGAAUGUAGAGAAUGCUUUCACUGAAGUGCUCACCCAGAUAUACCAUGUUGUGAGCAAGAAAGCUCUUGACAUUGGCGAUGAUCCUGCUGCACCUCCAAAGGGGCAGACUAUCAACGUUGGUGGCAAAGAUGAUGUCUCAGCCGUGAAAAAAACUGCUUGUUGUUCAUCGUAGAUCAAAGGACUUGACAGACAUGGAGAUACUGAGAUGGUUCGUUGAUACUAUGCGGUAGGACACAGGAUGUUAUUGCAAUCAUAGACCUUAUCUGUAUUCAUGUGUUGCGAAGUGUCUCCUUCGUUUUGCCAUUUGAUAUAUUAAUUCAUUCAGGACAUAAUCUUGCCGGUAUAGUUUAGGGAUAUGAAAUUGUGACUUGUGAGGCCAUCAGAUUUUCACAGGCCAUUUGUUUGCUUCUAUUAUGGUUUGACCGUGAUUUAUUUGUAUGUUGCUGUCUAUUUUUUUUCACUAGCACAGUUCAUUGAUUAUAUAUAUAUUUUCCUCUACUGAUA